CUUCUCUUGUGUUGUUGUGUUUGGGUGUUUCUUUCUUCUAUUACCUCCCCCGUUCACGUUGUGCAACACCGGGAGCACAUCCGAAUUUUCGCCGCAAAAUUCGUUAGUGCAGCUUCAUCUUCUUUGCGUCCUUGAUUCGAUCGGGUGUCUGGAGGAACCAUGAAGCGGAUGAUCGUAGUGAUGCAGUUGCUACUAGUUACGGUAGAUGUAUGAUCUUUGGAGUAUUGGAAAGAUAGAGAAUUAUGCUUUGAUGCGGGUUUAAGUCUAAAAAGGUGGAAGAAACAAUGCUCGGGAAUCGAUCCGCGGAUUUUAGUGAGAAUGGGGAUGAUGAGAUCAUUAGACAACUAUGUGCAAAUGGGAUUUGCAUUAAAACAUCUGAAGUUGAAGCAAAGCUUGAUGAAGGAAACAUCCAAGAAGCUGAAACUUCUUUGAGAGAAGGCUUAUCUCUCAAUUUCGAGGAAGCAAGAGCACUUCUUGGUAGAUUGGAAUACCAAAGAGGGAAUUUAGAAGGUGCACUUCGUGUCUUUGAAGGUAUUGACCUUCAAGCAGCUAUCCAGCGAUUACAGGUUUCUGUGCCUCCUGAGAAACCUGCUACUAAGAAAAACCGUCCCCGUGAACCGCAGCAAUUAGUUUCUCAACAUGCUGCUAACUUGGUCCUUGAAGCUAUCUACUUGAAAGCCAAAUCCCUUCAAAAACUUGGGAGAAUAACCGAGGCUGCACACGAAUGCAGGAGUGUUCUUGAUUCUGUUGAGAAAAUAUUUCAGCAAGGGAUACCAGAUGCUCAAGUGGAUAACAAACUUCAAGAAACCGUUAGCCACGCAGUUGAACUACUUCCUGCGUUAUGGAAAGAGUGUGGUGACUAUCAAGAAGCAAUAUCCUCUUAUAGACGCGCGCUUUUAAGCCAAUGGAAUCUUGAUAAUGACUGUUGUGCAAGGAUUCAGAAAGAUUUUGCAGUCUUUCUUCUACAUUCUGGAGUCGAAGCGAGUCCACCGAGCUUAGGUUCUCAGAUGGAGGGCUCCUACAUACCUAGAAACAACUUAGAAGAAGCCAUUCUUCUUCUAAUGAUUCUUUUAAAGAAGUUCAACCUCGGGAAAGCUAAAUGGGAUCCGUCUGUGUUUGAGCACCUUACCUUUGCGUUAUCUUUAUGUAGUCAGACCUCGGUUCUCGCCAAGCAGCUUGAAGAAGUAAUGCCUGGUGUGUACAGCCGUAUUGAGCGUUGGAACACUUUGGCUCUUUCCUAUAGUGCAGCUGGUCAAAACAGUGCUGCGGUUAACCUUCUUAGAAAGUCUCUGCACAAACACGAACAACCUGAUGAUCUUGUGGCACUUUUGUUAGCUGCUAAGCUUUGCAGUGAAGAGCCUUCUUUAGCUGCAGAAGGUUCGGGUUAUGCGCAGAGAGCUAUAAACAAUGCACAAGGUAUGGAUGAGCAUUUGAAAGGCGUUGGUCUGAGGAUGUUAGGACUUUGUUUAGGGAAGCAAGCUAAAGUUCCCACGUCGGAUUUCGAAAGGUCUCGGCUUCAAUCAGAAUCAUUGAAAGCAUUAGAUGGAGCUAUAGCUUUUGAGCACAACAAUCCUGAUUUGAUCUUUGAGUUAGGUGUUCAAUACGCUGAGCAACGGAACUUAAAACUGCUAAGCUUUGCAGUGAAGAGCCUUCUUUAG
Messenger RNA from Camelina sativa (false flax), 1658 nucleotides. NCBI's taxonomy places the organism in Eukaryota, Viridiplantae, Streptophyta, Magnoliopsida, Brassicales, Brassicaceae. The record is from RefSeq and is a predicted model, not a curated record.